This is a messenger RNA of Trichoderma gamsii, 564 nucleotides long. RefSeq lists its product as hypothetical. NCBI's taxonomy places the organism in Eukaryota, Fungi, Ascomycota, Sordariomycetes, Hypocreales, Hypocreaceae. The record is from RefSeq and is a predicted model, not a curated record. The transcript has 3 exons. The coding region runs from base 1 to 564 and encodes 187 amino acids.
AUGACUGAUAAAGAUACACCACGAAAAGUGAACGAGUGCCGCACCGCCCGAGUUGCUGAGGUCCUCGCCGACUUCCGAGCACUCCAAUACUACAUCUCAGCUGGGCCUGUCGAGCCAGAAAACGAGGAGGACUACUACACUGAGGGAUGGGCCGCCCUGCGCCAAUGCACAAUCGACGGACAGUACAUUCUGGACGUUGCUGCUGAUACCAGGGUGCCUGCAGCGCAAGGUGGAGAGGAGGAACAGACCAGAGCCGAACUGCAACAGAUCUUGCUUGAUGCGUAUGCGCGCCGGCACGAGGGGCAGAAAAUCCUCCUGAGACAGGCGGCUGCACAGCGAUGGAUCGAAUACCGAGAUCAAAUACUACAGGGCCAAAGACCGCAUCCGGGGAACCAUGCCCAGCUGCAGGCUAUUGAUAACCAACUUCGAGCAGAGAUGGCUGCCAUCAGUGACGAAUAUGUGUACAGCGAGCUGUUGACGGCGGACCAAUCACAGGGACGCUGGACCAUGGAAGAUCCCAGCCUGCACAGAAUCCAGCGCUGGCUUCAAUCCCGACGACGAUGA